Messenger RNA from Helianthus annuus (common sunflower), 4042 nucleotides. Its product is annotated as DExH-box ATP-dependent RNA helicase DExH6. The record is from RefSeq and is a predicted model, not a curated record. The transcript has 12 exons. Gene Ontology annotation, cellular component: intracellular anatomical structure. NCBI's taxonomy places the organism in Eukaryota, Viridiplantae, Streptophyta, Magnoliopsida, Asterales, Asteraceae. The coding region runs from base 73 to 3675 and encodes 1200 amino acids. Gene Ontology annotation, molecular function: ATP binding; RNA binding; protein binding.
UAGGGUUUAUUGAGAGGUUUCUCAUUCAAAAGAGUACGAGCCGACUAGGGUUUCAAACCUGCUGCAAAAGCCAUGGAACCUGCUACCGAUCGGAUUCCACCGGAAGCAAAAUCCAUGGAACCUGCUUCAUUACCGGAGAAAUGUCGAGGACGCUCAAAAACAUCUCGUGCUGCUAAGAGAGUAAGAAAUAAAAACUAUAAAAAGCGAAAGCAAGAAGCCCGUAAGAUUUCGGAUGAGACCCGGAAUCGUUUUCAACAAAUACUUGAUGACUUUCACAAAUCCAAUGAUGAAGAGUACACAUUUGAUGCCAGCAUUUCAAACUAUGAACGUGCUGAGGUGCACAAGUUAUGGAGAGCAAUGGGUAUGAAGUCACAAAGUUCUGGAGUAGGGGCUAAUAGACGCGCUACACUUUACAAGAUCAAGGUCAAGGUUAAGGUCAAGGGCAAAGUCAAGGUCAAGGGCAAAGUCAAGGUCAAGGUCCCGGCUCAGGCCCAGACCAAGAACAAGACCAAGUCAAAAAAUACAGAAGCAAAACACCCGGUCACAUCUUUUGCAUUUUCAGAAGAGGGGAAAACAGUUUUAAAGGACUUUUUUUCUUUUUAUCCACCUGGCAAUCACAAAGAGGAUGAAAAGAUUGUUGUCACGUCUAGUAAAAGAGCUAAUAACAUACGAAUGAGAACUGACGAUAUGUUCUGUAAACCUCGGAUGGAAAAGGCUCGAGUUUUAAAGAAGUUUCAGUCGUUUGUUGCCAGUAUGCAAUCGGAUCCCAAGUUAAAACAGAUCACUGAAGUAAGGUCCAAACUUCCAAUUGCAUCCUUCAAGGACGUUAUUACAUCGACAAUAGAAUCCAAUCAGGUAGUUCUCAUAUCGGGCGAAACUGGUUGUGGGAAGACAACACAGGUGCCUCAAUAUUUGUUGGAUUAUAUGUGGAGUAAAGGUGAAGUAUGUAAGAUAGUCUGCACCCAGCCACGGAGAAUCUCUGCCGUUUCAGUUGCUGAAAGAAUAGCUAAUGAAAGAGGUGAAUCUAUUGGACUGAGUGUUGGAUACAAGAUAAAGUUGGAUAAGAAAGGUGGAAAGGAGUCAUCCAUCGUGUUUUGCACGAAUGGAAUCUUGUUGAGGAUUUUGGUACAAGCUGGUAACAGUUUAGCUGGAAAAGAUAAGUCAGCAGAGAUGGUCAAAGAUGCAUUUCCUGACAUCACUCACAUCGUUGUGGAUGAAAUUCAUGAAAGGGACCGAUUCUCUGAUUUUAUGCUAACAAUCAUUAGAGAUAUACUUCCCUUGUAUCCUCAUCUACGCGUGGUAUUGAUGAGUGCUACCCUCGACGCUGAACGAUUUUCUCGGUACUUUGGAGGCUGUCCAAUCAUACGUGUCCCGGGGUUCACUUACGAUGUAAAAAAGUUCUACCUGGAGGAUGUACUUUUGCUUGUGAAAACAAAUGCUCGUUCUCUUGACCGCACUUCAGAAACAAACGUUAGCGAGAAAUCCAAAUUAACCGAAGAGUACAAACGUGCCCUUGAUGAGGCUAUUAAUAUAGCUUGGUCAAGUGAUGAGCUGGAAUCCUUAUUAGACAUUGUUUCAAUGGGUGAAGGAUUAGACGUUAGUAAUUAUCAGCAUUCGGUGACAGGUGUCACACCAUUAAUGGUCUUAGCUAGAAAAGGAAGAAUCGGUGAUAUCUGCAUGCUUCUUUCUUUCGGUGCUAAUUGUCACUUACAAGAUAACGAAGGAAAAACCGCGCUGUCAUGGGCCGAACACGCGGAUCAAAAAGAAGCUUCCGAGAUUUUACGGAAACAUCUAAACGCUGAUCUGGAAGAGGGAAAGCUAUUGCUUGAUAGAUAUUUGAAAGAUGUUAAUCCUGAAUUAGUUGAUAUUGUUCUUAUCGAACAAUUACUGAGGAAAAUAUGUACGGAAUCUGAACAAGGGGCUAUUCUCGUCUUUCUUCCAGGGUGGGAUGAAAUACAUAGAUUACAACAGAAGUUACUUUCUAGUGAUUUUUUUAAAGAUUCGUGCAAGUUUUUGAUAAGGGUUCUUCAUUCCAUGGUCUCCUCUACAGAACAAAAGAAAGUUUUUAUAAGACCGCCUCACGGUUGCAGGAAAAUUGUUCUUUCAACGAACGUAGCUGAAACAUCCGUCACAAUUGAUGAUGUCGUUUUCGUAAUUGAUAGUGGAAGAGUGAAAGAAAAAAGUUACGAUCCACUUUUGAAAGUCUCGACGUUACAAUCUUCUUGGAUUUCUAAAGCAAAUGCGAAGCAACGUGCAGGGCGGGCAGGGCGAUGCCAGCCUGGAAUAUGUUAUCGUCUUUAUUCGAAACUUCGGGCAGCUUCGCUAAUGGAGUUUCAAGUGCCCGAGAUUAAGAGAACAGCAAUUGAAGAAUUGUGUUUGCAGGUGAAGCUUCUUAACCGAAGUUGCAAGAUAGAAGAUUUUUUGGAAAAAACAUUGGACCCUCCCGUUUCUCUAGCCAUAUAUAAUGCGAUUACGGUUCUUCAAGAUCUUGGAGCUUUAUCACCUGAUGAAGAACUUACCGAGCUUGGUGAGAAACUCGGUUCGCUCCCGGUUCACCCAUUAACAAUCAAGAUGCUUCUUUUUGCUAUAUCAAUGAACUGCCUUGAACCAGCUUUGACUUUAGCGUGUGCAAACGACUUUAGAGACCCUUUCGUCUUCCCAAUGUCACCUGAUGGUAAAACAAAAGCAAAUGCCGCUAAAUCUGAGCUGGCAUCGUUAUACGGUGGCCAUGGUGAUCAAUUGGCGAUAAUCGCAGCUUUUGAAUGCUGGAAAAACGCCAAACAAAUGGGUAAAGAAGCCAAGUUUUGUUCUCAGUAUUUCGUGCAUGCUGGUGUUAUGAGGAUGUUAUGUUCAAUGCGUCAGCAACUUCGACGUGAACUUCAAACCAACGGAUUUUUUCCAAGAAAUUCACAUAGGUUGAGUGAAAAUUCUCAAGAUGGUGGAAUAAUUAAUGCGGUUCUUGUUGCUGGUUUGUAUCCUAAGGUAGGAAGAUUACUUCUACCUAGUGCAAAGUCGAAAAAGUAUGUUAUAAAUGAUGUUGGUAAUCAGAAGGUUAUGUUGAGUCGACAGUCGGUUAAUUCUAGGAUAACCCUUGAGAAAAAAGACGUUGAUCCUUUGGUGAUUUACGACGAGGUAACACGUAGUGAUAUGGGUUUCAGUAUCAAGAAAUGCAGUUUUAUCGGCGCACUCUCUUUGUUAUUGCUAGCUACUGAAAUUGCUGUUGCUCCUAUUAAUAACGAUAACGAGACGACUUCUGAAGAAGGUAGUAAUGAAAGACGUGAAGAUGAAUUUAUGUCUAAUCCUGAUACUGCGGUUGAAGUUGUUGCUGACAGGUGGCUUUCGUUUAAGUCAACAGCUCUUGAUGCUGCUCGGAUUUGUUGUUUGAGAGAAAGAUUGUCUGAUGCAAUAUUGUUCAAGACCACACAUCUGGGGAAAGAUCUACCUCGCGUACUUGCAGCCUCUGUCGCUGCAAUAGCCAAGGUGUUAUCUUGUGAUGGCGUUGCUGGUAUUAAUGAAAUUAAGGUUGCUCAGCAGGGAGACAAUGUGAUAAUGGCGGGUUCAGGUUCAGAUGACUUUCUUAGAUCGCUUUUAUCCAACGCUUUAAAACACAGGGUGAUGAAUCCAAAGGGAGGUUCUCGCAAACGCUCUUAUGAAGAGGCUAUCAUGAUGAUAUAGCUUGAAAUGAAAGAUGGUUUUGAUGGUUAUCAUAGUAGACCCAAUCUGUUGAUACUCAAUUCCCUAACCAAACCCAAUUGCACCAUUUGAACACAGUUUUAUCGGUUCAUCUUCAUCUUCUCUAAAUUUGAAAUCAUGAACUCUUAUAGAUGUAAAGUUUCGUUUAGUGGAUUUUGUAGUUAUUGUGUUGGGUUUGGUGAAAUCUUACCCAUCUGGAAUCGUUAGGUAAAGAAAUGGGUUGGGUAUCGUUAAUCUCAUAUCCAUACCCGGUUGUAUAAUCUUGCCCCAUACCCGGCCCAUUAUACGUUGGGUAUCGGACAUACCCAUUGUGUAUACCGUUGGGUUUUUAUGUAUAUAUAUUUUUAUU